Messenger RNA from Brassica napus (rape), 825 nucleotides. RefSeq names its product double-stranded RNA-binding protein 1-like. Gene Ontology annotation, biological process: rRNA processing; regulation of gene expression. The coding region runs from base 1 to 825 and encodes 274 amino acids. Gene Ontology annotation, molecular function: double-stranded RNA binding; ribonuclease III activity. Lineage: Eukaryota; Viridiplantae; Streptophyta; Magnoliopsida; Brassicales; Brassicaceae. The transcript has 3 exons. The record is from RefSeq and is marked provisional. Gene Ontology annotation, cellular component: nucleus.
AUGACGGCGAAUGAAGUUUCCUCUGGUGUUUCCAAUUGCUAUGUGUUCAAGAGCCGGUUGCAGGAAUAUGCUCAGAGAUACAAGCUACCAACGCCUCUCUACGAGACUAUCAAAGAAGGCCCUUCCCACAAACCUCUCUUUCAGUCUACAGUGAUUGUCAAUGAUGUCAGAUACGAUUCCUUGCCUGGAUUCUUCAAUCGUAAAGCUGCUGAGCAAUCAGCUGCCGAGGUUGCUCUCCAGGAAUUAGCAAAAUCCAGUGACCUAACCCAAUCUGUUUCACUGCCUGUUCACGAGAUGGGGCUAUGCAAGAAUCUUCUUCAAGAGUACGCUCAAAAGAUGAACUACGCGAUUCCACUCUAUCAGUGCCAAAGGAGCGAGACUCUCGGGAGAGCUCCACAGUUCACAUGUACUGUGGAGAUCGGAGGCAUUAAGUACACAGGAGCUGCAACAAAGACUAAAAAAGAGGCUGAGAUAAGCGCUGGGAGAACGGCUCUUAUAGCCAUCCAGUCAGAAUCCAAAAUGGACCUUGCCAACAACUACAGCACUCAGCUUACUGUCAUUCCUUGCGAGAAGAAGACAGUAGAGGUAGCAAGUCCGGUGAAAGAAACCAUCAUCAAGACUCCAAAAGCCAGGAGGGCUCAGUUCAAGAAGAAGGCUCGGAAAGGAAAGCUCAAAGUCGCUAAGGAUCUUGAAGACAGUACCAUCCCUCCUCAACCUACAGAGCAUUGUCAAAACCAACAGUUAAAUCUGGAACCUUCUUCGUGCGUGAACGGGUUUAAGGAGGCAGCAUUUGCGAGUGUGGAGACAGAAGCAAGCCAAGCAUAG